Suhomyces tanzawaensis NRRL Y-17324 is the source of this 1817-nucleotide messenger RNA. RefSeq lists its product as uncharacterized. The transcript has a single exon. Gene Ontology annotation, biological process: L-tyrosine catabolic process. The record is from RefSeq and is a predicted model, not a curated record. Gene Ontology annotation, molecular function: 4-hydroxyphenylpyruvate dioxygenase activity. NCBI's taxonomy places the organism in Eukaryota, Fungi, Ascomycota, Pichiomycetes, Serinales, Debaryomycetaceae. Bases 119 to 1762 code for a protein of 547 amino acids.
UAUAUACCAUUUCACUAUUUCAAUGUAAACUAUGAGGCAAAUUUGGUCUCGCGACAUUUUGCAAUUUUUUUGCAAUCACAAAUACACUUAACAUUUUCUCGUGUUUCCUCUAUUUGCUAUGGAUUUGGGCUAUCAUAGGACGCCUGUUGAGCCAGGAGAAUUGCUAGAAAUAUCUGAAUCAGCAGAUCCGAUUUUUCAUUCUGAAUUACCCUUUUUUCCUGCUUCCUCUGACCCGUUGUUUGAUAGUUCUGUCAGUGAACUACUCAAUGAUGGACACUCGAGUUACAAGUACUCCCCUGAUGGGUUUAUUAGAUUCCAUUCUUUGAAACUAUGCACCUCAAAUGCUAAACAGAUGUCCAAAUACUUCCAGGUGGUUUUUGGAUUUAAAGAAAUUGCGUAUAAAGGGUUGGAAAAUGAUUCGAGGCUAGUUGGAUCCCACGUAAUCAGAAAUGGUGGAGUCGUAUUGGAGCUUGUGAACACAAUCGAAACUGUGGAGGACGAAAAUAUCCUCAAAUUUCCUUAUUUUGAAAAGGACUUGGAGAGAUUAAAUCAAAUCAAUAAUAAUCAAUACGCAAACGAGUAUAAAGUCACUACUGAUGAUUUGGUUUUUGACUUCGUUAAUUCCAAGAUCAAUGGUCUCUCUAAAAGCUCAGUGAAUAACUCUCUGCAUUUUGGUAGAAAGAUUUCCAUGAAGGUCUUGAGCUCAAGGGCGUUCAAGAAUUCAAUUAAUGAAUAUAACAAACUAAUAUUGGAAACCAUAAACAAUUCCGAAACAGUCUACAACGACAUCAUGGAAUGCACCUUAAUUCAGAAGUUUUUGAAAACUCAUGGAGAAGGAGUGAUGGAUAUUGCUUUCUUGGUUGAAGAUGUAGAAUACUCAUUUCAAAAAGCAAUCAAAUCGGGUGCUGGAAUCACCAGAGCCCCCCGACUACUUGCAGAUGAAAUGGGAGCAGUCAAGAUAGCUACCAUCAGUGUUCCAAAUACAGAUAUUCUUCACACAUUGAUUCAAAAUAUAGAUUACAAGGGACCCUAUCUUCCUGGAUAUUCAAAAGGUGGAACUUCGGAUCCAUUGUUUGCAAUUUACUUAAAAAUGUUGCCGCCUAUCAAACUUCAAAAUAUUGAUCACUGCGUUGAAAACUAUUCAUGGAAUCAAAUGAUGGAGCAAGCUUGUUUUUAUGCUAGAAUGUUUGGCUUUAGAAAGUAUUGGUCCGUGGAUGAACAAGAUGUAAGUACAGGCAAUUCUGCAUUGAGAUCUAUAGUCAUGGCCUCUGCAAAUGGAAAAAUUAAGAUGCCAAUUAAUGAACCAGCCGAAGGGAAGAUGAGAGGGCAAAUUGAAGAGUUUCAUGAUUUCAAUGGUGGGCCUGGUAUUCAGCAUUUUGCAUUAAAAACCAAUGAUAUCGUAGGUACAGUUUCUGGCUUACUCACUCGUGGAAUUGAAUUUAAUAGUACUUCUAGUUCCUUUUACGAAUCCCUUAGACUGCGCUUAAGAAAAGACGAUAUCAUACUUUUUGAAGAUUUAGAUGUUCUUGAAAGGCUCAAUAUAUUAGUGGAUUAUGAUACGAAUACUAGGAACAAGAAGACCAAGAGAUGUAACUACAUAUUACAAAUCUUUACUAAACCUCUUCAUGAUCGUCCCACCCUCUUUAUAGAAAUUAUUCAGAGGAGACAUCAUAAUGGUUUUGGAAAAGGAACUUUCAAGGGGCUUUUUGAAUCAAUCGAAGAACAGCAAAUGCUUCGCGGAACUCUUGUACCUUCUGAUUGAGAAUUAUUCUAUACAUAUGUUGGAUAUUAUCUCUGAUUUUGCUAGCAUUGUAUCU